CUAUGGCUGUGCCCCAGUGCCUACAAAUACGCACAUAAAUAUGGGUAAUUAGUUAUAUCCAACAACGGAUUACACUGCAUUUUCUCAUAAUCCACUUCAUAUUUCUGCUUUUAAUUGAAAUCAAUGGCUACCGGAGUUUGUGCAGCGAGGAGGAUCAAGCUGGGUUCCCAAGGGCUGGAAGUCUCAGCACAGGGACUCGGGUGCAUGAGCAUGUCCCACCACCACGGCCCUCCAAGGCCGGAGGCUGAUAUGAUCCAUCUGAUUCGCCACGCCAUCGGCGCCGGCGUCACCUUCUUCGACACCUCCGACGUCUACGGCCCCCACACCAACGAACUCCUUGUCGGAAAGGCAUUGAAGGGAGGAUUUAGGGAUAGGGUACAGAUAGGUACUAAGUUUGGGUGUCGUUUCGCGGACGGGAAGAUGGAGGUUCGCGGUGAUCCGGCUUAUGUGAGGGCCGCCUGCGAGGGUAGCUUGAAGCGGCUCGACGUCGAUUGCAUCGAUCUAUAUUACCAGCAUCGAAUUGACACCAAAUUGCCCAUCGAAGUCACGAUGGGGGAGCUCAAAAAACUGGUGGAAGAAGGCAAAAUAAAAUACGUCGGCUUAUCUGAGGCCUGUGCUUCAACCAUCAGAAGAGCACAUGCAGUUCAUCCGAUCACAGCUGUGCAAUUGGAGUGGUCGUUGUGGCAACGAGAGGUAGAAGAAGAAAUAAUUCCUACUUGCAGAGAACUGGGCAUUGGAAUUGUUCCAUUUAGUCCUUUGGGAAAGGGGUUCCUUUCUUAUGGUCCAAAGUUGGUAGAGAGUAUGGCAAAAGAUGACUUCCGAAGGUCUGUACCCAGGUUCCAGGGCGAGAAUCUGGAGCAGAACAAGGUAAUAUUUGAGCGAAUAAGUGAAAUUGCAGCGAGGAAGGGAUGCACCCCAUCACAGCUAGCAUUGGCUUGGCUCCAUCACCAGGGGGAAGAUGUGUGCCCCAUUCCUGGCACCACUAAAAUAGAGAACUUGGACCAGAACAUUGGAGCUCUGUCUGUGAAGCUAACGCAGCAAGAAAUGACUGAACUCGAAUCCCUUGCUGCUCUAGCAAAGGGAGAUCGAUACGCAUCUGGCGUUGGCCUGGUCACUUGGAGAAAUUCAGAAACUCCUCCCCUUUCUUCAUGGAAACCAGAGUGAAGAUAUGUCUCAAGCCUUAACAUAUGAAGUGUGCUAACAGUCCCUAUUUUUUUAUGUUAUGAAUCCCUGUAGUCUGCUAUGUUUAAAUUUCUAUAUAUAUUUUUUUCCCUUUUCCGCCCUUCAUGGCUCCUAAGCUAUGGAUUCAUCGUGUAUGGAGUGAGUACUGUCUAUUGUGCUCAAAUAAGAGUGAUUGCCAAUAUCUUUCUGCCUUC
Messenger RNA from Malania oleifera, 1376 nucleotides. Its product is annotated as probable aldo-keto reductase 2. Lineage: Eukaryota; Viridiplantae; Streptophyta; Magnoliopsida; Santalales; Ximeniaceae. The transcript has 5 exons. The record is from RefSeq and is a predicted model, not a curated record. The coding region runs from base 124 to 1164 and encodes 346 amino acids. Gene Ontology annotation, cellular component: cytoplasm.